GAAAUAUUCUUAGGCAAGCGAUAUAUGGCAAUCAAAAACGAUUGUAACAAAAUUUUUCAUUUGAAAUUUAUCAAUGUAUGGAUUUUAGCGCUACCUCGACUCACUGAUGGCGGAAGUGUCACAUGGUAUGAACCUACCCCGGUCAUAACAACAUCGCAUCCAACUGAAGUGCUCCCCCCAGGCAUUGUACAGGUUUAUGAGGGAUCUCCUGUCACACUUAACUGGAACUACAGUCUGACCACAGGUUUUUUUGUAGCUGUUAUGCCAUUUAACGUUGCUGGUAUAGUCAGCAUUUCCUCGGCUGGACAAGCUGGUGCUGUUAGUAGUUAUUUUCAGCAAGGGUUUAACGCAAGCUCGACUCUUGGACGAGGCUCUCUGUUUAUCAAUAACGUGACUGUUGCUGACGACAGGGCUAAUGGAGAAUUCAUAUGUGACAUAAUUGAUUUCAAUGCUGACACUUGGAGGCGAACAAUUCGAGUGAAAGUCAUAG
Stylophora pistillata is the source of this 490-nucleotide messenger RNA. RefSeq lists its product as uncharacterized. The record is from RefSeq and is a predicted model, not a curated record. Lineage: Eukaryota; Metazoa; Cnidaria; Anthozoa; Scleractinia; Pocilloporidae.